Messenger RNA from Argiope bruennichi, 1342 nucleotides. RefSeq names its product alpha-tocopherol transfer protein-like. Gene Ontology annotation, cellular component: membrane. Gene Ontology annotation, molecular function: phosphatidylinositol bisphosphate binding. The transcript is spliced from 5 exons. NCBI's taxonomy places the organism in Eukaryota, Metazoa, Arthropoda, Arachnida, Araneae, Araneidae. The coding region runs from base 24 to 959 and encodes 311 amino acids. The record is from RefSeq and is a predicted model, not a curated record.
GAAUCUUUCGGAAUCAUUCGAACAUGGAUCUCAGACCUGCUUGGAUGAAAGGGCUCGCUCCCGAAAUGGUUCUGGUGGCAGAAACUGAAUUGGGUGAGACCCCUGAAAAGAGAGCAGAAGCAUUGGAGGAAUUGAAAUUGCUAAUAAAAGAAGAAAGAAGCAAAGGCUUCUGCCCUUUGCAAGACGACGAGUUCUUGAUUCGUUUUCUCCGAGCUAGGAAAUAUGAUGUCGGCAAAGCCUUCACCACGUUGAAAAAUUACUAUAUGUUCAAAUCUGAAUAUUCCGGCGUCAUUACCGAUCUGACUCCCAGAGAUCUGAAGAGAGUUUUAGAACUAGAACAUGUUUUCGUAUCGCCAAAAAGAGCGCCAGAUGGAGAAGGACUUCUCAUUGUAUUCAUAGGUUCUUUAGAUUUCGAUGCGUGCACUCUCGAUGAAGUAUUUGCCGCCAGCUUCAUUGGCGCGGAAAUAGGGCUGGAAACGGACGCUUCUCAAGUGUGCGGUUGUCGUAUCGUACUCGACUUGCAAGGCAUGUCAUGGCGGAAAUUCAAACACUUCGUCAAACCUUCAUUUCUCCGUUGCUUCGCUAGAUGCAUACAAGACGUCCUACCUUGUCGGGUGAAAGGCAUUCAUGCUGUGAACCAACCCGUUUACUUUGAUAUAGCCUUCAACACAAUGAAACCCUUCCUGUCCCAGAAGAUAACUGAAAGGGCUCAUUUUCAUGGAGAUGAUUAUAAGAGCUUGCACGAGCACAUUCCUCCAGAGGCACUUCCUGAGGAACUGGGUGGCCACUUGGGGAGGAAGGACUUUCAAGACUUCCGGACGAUGAUGUUGCAGAAUACCCCCCUGAUAGAGAGGCUUAACACCUACAUCUACAAUGGAGUACAAUCGAAACAAACAUGCAGAGCUGAACAGAAUUCUAACACAACUACGAGGAACUUGUUUAAAGUGUUAAGUGUAUGAAGUAGUUAUGACUGUAGCAUUUAACGCCGGGUUGAGAUAGUGUUUUUCAUGUAAAGCUCUGAUGUGGAGGUGCAAGUGAAAUUUCUUACAGCAUGGAAUUCCACUUAUUAAAUAUCGUUGUCGUUGCCACAAUCCUUCGACAGAUGCCAGACAAGGACUGAAAGCAUUCAUGUUGCCCAAUUCGCGUACUCCCCUGCUACUUUAAAGACCUGUUUGACAUGGAAUCCUUGCUAUUAGAUUUGUGAGCAAAUCUUGCUUUUCUAAGCCUGACUUAAUUGUGGAGCAUAUCUGUAUAAUCGAAAUAUGUAGAUGGGAAAGCAAUCUGAGAAAAUAUGUGUGUUGUUUUUUAAAAUAUUCACUAAAUAAAUAUUUAUUAUUCUAAA